UGGUAAAAAGGAGCAAAAAAGUUUAGGCCAUUCCUCAUCUUAUGGUUGGCGCCACUGACUGCUGCGCCUUUAUAAAUAUACCUUGCUGUGUGAGCCACCGGAGACAACUGCGGAGACCGCGCGCUUCUGAGCUGGGUUUACGAGGGUUGAAGAAUAGGGAGCAAGUUGCCAUCAGUAGACUACACUAUGCGAGUUCUGCGAAUACAUUCGCUGCUGGGUCCAGGUAUGUUUUUCCGUUUCCAAGGAUAAGGAUUGCAUCGCUGAUGUCACGGUUGAGGACGUAGAACAGGUGCGCGGAACUAAGUUGGGACCUGGCGAAUUUUGGAAAAAGAAUUGUCACCAGGUGUAGGCUACAUUCGGGCAACAGUUGUUAAUGCUCAAUAAUUCAACGAUAUAGUAGUUCGAGGAUAUUUUGUUAAUCAAAUUGAUACAUCGACUCUGUCUCAAGUGGAGUAGCGUAUCCUAGGCUAUAUAGACAUAACUACGGAUCAGUACAACAUUUACUUAUUGGAUAUUGUGCGUAAUAAGCUAUUAGACAACGGUUUCAGACCGAUUCACUGAAAGUAAACAGUAGGCUACUCAUUCAUAAGUAGAGCUUCAUUGCCCAGCCACCCAAGAAUUUAGCGCGAGUUACAACACCAGCUUCCCAGCGAUCGAUCUUGCCUCCUGCGAUAACACUGACGCAGAUAAUUGUGCACUACAGUCUACCAUUGUAUUGUAGACACUCGGGUGAUGUUCCAGUAAUUCAAUGGACAGGAUGUUCAUAUGGAUAAUGCUUUGAAAUGACAUCUGCUCAAGGAAUGGAAUACAACCACAGUGAGCAGAUUGCCUCAUCUCAGCAUCUCUGUGCAAAAAUAAUAUUUUGCAUGAUUGCGUUUUAGGAACAUAACUGCUUGUCUCGUCUCUCAAACAACCAGUGUCUGGGACUCUAAAGGUUUACAAGAGGGAUUAAACAUGUCCAAAACGCUGAAGAAGCACUGGUCAGGCAGAGUCCAGGAGUGCGCCGUGUCAUGGGGGAAUGCUGGGGAGUUCGGCUCGGUUGUGGAGGUACGAGGGGGAGCGGAGCUAGGAUACUUCCCGUACCUGGGACAGGUGAUUACCGAGGCGAUAGUCUGUCACGUCGGGAGGUUACCGAACAGCGGAGACGUGCUUCUGGAAGUGAACAGCACCCCUGUCAGCGGCCUGACCAACCGAGACACCCUUGCUGUCAUCCGCCACUUUCGUGAGCCCAUCCGUAUCAAGACCGUCAAACCAGGCAAGGUGCUGAAUACAGACCUGCGUCACUACCUCAGCCUGCAGUUCCAGAAAGGCUCGCUGGACCACAAGCUCCAGCAGGUGAUCAGGGACAACCUGUACCUGCGCACCAUUCCCUGUACCACGCGGCAGCCCAGAGAGGGGGAGGUUCCUGGAGUGGACUAUAACUUCAUCAGUGUGGUUGAGUUCCGCGUGCUGGAGGAGAGUGGCCUGCUGCUGGAGAGUGGAACCUACGACGGGAACUACUACGGGACGCCCAAGCCCCCAGCAGAGCCCAGCCCGGUGCAGCCUGACCUGGUAGAUCAGGUGCUGUUUGACGAGGAGUUUGAUACAGAGGUCCAGAGGAAACGCACCACCUCCGUCAGCAAGAUGGACAGGAAAGACAGUGCAGCCCCCGAGGAGGAGGAUGAGGAGGAGAGAGAGAGGUCUCCCCUGGUCAACGGACUCACAGAGCACAAGGACAAGGCUGGACAGGAGUGGAGGAAGGCUGUGCCCAGCUAUAACCUGUCCAGUAGUGGGGCCAUGGACUUCCGGACCUGGAGCACCUUAUCACGUGACGAGAGCCAGGAACCCCUGCCCAAGACCUGGGAGAUGGCCUACACAGAGACGGGCAUGGUCUACUUCAUAGAUCACAACACCAAGACCACUACCUGGCUGGACCCCAGGCUGGCCAAGAAGGCCAAGCCCCCAGAGACGUGUGAGGAUGGAGAACUUCCGUAUGGCUGGGAGAAGAUUGAGGACCCACAGUAUGGAACCUACUACGUGGACCAUAUCAACCAGAAGACCCAGUUUGAGAACCCAGUCCUGGAAGCCAAGAGGAAACUGAGCCUGGACACCCCCUCCCCUGGCCCGCAGGGGGCUAACACACCCUCAGAUGAGCCUGUUGUGGGUGUGAGGGGUUUCGUACGGGACCCAGCCCAUCUCCAGGGCUCCAUUCUGAGGACAAAUCUGAGGAAGAGCCCCCAGGGGUUUGGCUUCACCAUCAUUGGGGGCGACCGCCAUGACGAGUUCCUCCAGGUGAAGAACGUGCUCCAAGACGGGCCCGCCGCGCACGACAACAAGAUGACCUCUGGUGAUGUCAUCGUGGAAAUCAACGGGCUGUGUGUCCUGGGGAAGACUCAUGCUGACGUGGUUCAGAUGUUCCAGUCUAUCCCAGUCAACCAGUAUGUGGACAUGGUGCUGUGUCGGGGUUACCCCCUCCCUGAGGACCCCAGUGGGAGUGACGACACCUCCUCAGGGGACGUAGCCACGGCCCUGGCCCCCGAAGCAACCUCUUCACUUUCGACCUCUAACCCCCAGGAGAUACAAUAUAUCACCAGCCCAAACGGCACCCUCCCAAGACAGACAACAGCUGCAGUCCCAGCCAUGACCAACGGGGGGCGCCACUACUAUGAGAGUCCAGACCCCACGCUGCUGCAGCCGGAGCUGGUGGGCGUACCCCUGGUGAAGGGGCCGGGAGGGUUCGGCUUUGCCAUCGCAGACUGCCCCCUGGGUCAGAAGGUGAAGAUGAUCCUGGACGCCCAGUGGUGUCAUGGCCUGCUGAAGGGUGAUGUAAUCAAGGAGAUCAACCGUCAGAACGUUCAGACACUGAGCCACUCCCAGGUGGUGGACAUCCUUAAAGACCUACCUGUGGGGAGUGAGGUCAACGUGCUAGUCCUUAGAGGAGGUCAGACAUCUCCCGUGAAGUCUCUAAAACCAUGCACUGCUCCCAUGUCGCAGCAGAGGCAGGAGAGAAAGGAGAAGGAGAAGACAACCAGCACAGAGACCCUCAGCCCCCCAGAGCCAGCCCUGGCCCCCACCCCACAGCCCCUUCCCUUUCCCCUCAACACCAUGCACUCUGCCAAGCCUGACCCCUCAGAACUCUACCUCAAGUCCAAGGCCCUGCUGGACAGCAAACCCCCCAACACCAAGGACCUAGAUGUGUUCAUCAAGAGGAACCAGGAGUCAGGCUUUGGUUUCCGAGUCUUAGGAGGAGAGGGGCCAGACCAGCCCGUGUACAUUGGUGCCAUCGUGCCCCUGGGCGCAGCAGAGAAGGACGGACGUCUUCGGGCAGGUGAUGAGCUCAUGUGUAUCGACGGGGUGCCAGUCAUGGGCAAGUCUCACAAGCAGGUGCUGGAUCUGAUGACCAACGCUGCCCGCAAUGGACAGGUCAUGCUGACAGUCCGCAGGAAACUGGCACACACAGAGGGCAGUGGAGAGGAGGAUGGUGGUAGUGGUCAGCAGCAGGUGGCUCCAGCCCUGGUCAAUGGCUCCCCCAAGCUGCCCUGCAUCCAGGUUCCUACAGCCAGCUCCCCCCACCACCCAGAAUGCUACGACAUCACCCUGCAACGCAAAGACAACGAAGGCUUCGGCUUCGUCAUCCUUACCUCCAAGAACAAGCCUCCUCCCGGAGUUAUCCCUCACAAGAUUGGUCGCAUCAUCGAGGGCAGCCCCACAGACCGUAGCGGUCAACUGAAGGUGGGCGACCGUAUCUCAGCGGUCAACUCCCAGUCCAUCAUGGAACUGUCCCACAACGACAUCGUCCAACUCAUCAAGGAGGCCGGCAACACUGUCACCCUCACUGUGGUGCCGGAGGAUGAGAAUAGUGGUCCUGCAUCUGGAACCAGUUCAGCCAAGCAGAGCCCUGCAGCACAGCACAGAGCUAUGGGCCAGCAGCCUGCCAGCCACACUGACAGGAAUGGAGACACCCUGGAGUAUAAGUCCCUUCCACCCAGUGAGAUGGGACAACUCAUCACCUUAGACACCAAGCAGGGCGGUUUCCACGUGGAGCUGGAGCGAGGCCAGCGGGGGUUUGGCUUCAGUCUACGGGGAGGGAAGGAGUACAACAUGGGCCUGUUCAUACUGAGGCUGGCGGAGGAGGGCCCUGCACUGAAGGACGGCAGGAUACACGUAGGAGAUCAGAUUGUGGAGAUCAACGGUGAGCCCACCCAGGGCAUCACACACACCCGGGCCAUCGAGCUGAUCCAGGCUGGGGGCACCAAGGUCCUGCUGCUCCUCAGACCUGGCCUGGGCCGGGUGCCCGACCCCAGUAUGAAGGAGAAAGUGAACAUUUCACCCUCAAGCUUUCCUAGACUCUCUGCAUCUGACGAGCAGUCAUCCCCCGCUUCUCCAUUCUCCAUCUCCCUGUCCACCUCCGAGCUGCCCUGCCCCUCCUCCACCAACAACUCUGCCCCCGAGGAGCCCUCUGACUGGGAAACGUCUGCUGCCGCUGCACCCUCCCCCUCUAGGCUGCUGGAGCCCAACAAGGCCAGAGGGCAGCAGCCUCACCACCAUAGCCAGAGGAGAGCCAACAGCCCCAACAACAACACCCUCCCCAAGAAAAGUGAUUCCAUCACCUCCCACAGCAACAAGCAUGCUAACCCCAAGAGAUCCACCGAAGGCCGGGCUGAAACCAAGGAGCGCUCCCAGAGCCCCAGGAAGACCGACAGAGUAGACCGAGACAAGGCAGGGAGUGCUGAACACAAGAACGGCUCAGUGGAGGGAGACCUGAGCAGGGAGAGGAAGGCCCAUGGCCAGAGCGAGGGCCGGAAGGAUCGAGAGGGCCGCUCUUCCAGCCCCAGGAACACAACAUCAAAGAGGGAUCCGGAGGCAGCAGUCUCCAGGCAGCCCUCGAAGGGCCAGGAGGGUCAGAGGCGCUCUAGGGGGCAGCAUCCCAGCUCCAACCCUGCCUCUGGUGAGGGCACUCAGGGGAGAGAAAGAAGACGUAAGGAAGAGGACCCCUCUCACAGACAGGAGAGAGAGACGGGAACCAGCGAGCGCCGCAGGAAGGACAUGGGGGUGGGGCGAGAGGCGGAGCCUCAUAGAUCCCACUCCCAGACACAGAAGGAGAAGGCAGGGCCAGUCUCAGAGGGCGGAACCCUGAAUCGGAGAGAGAGGAGUCAGAGAGAGGGCAAACACAGAGAGGCAGCGGAGGAAGAGAAUCAGAGGGACACCAGGGAUAGCACCAGUAGUGCUGCUAGCCAGGACCCUACAUGCAACAGGAACCCCAGCAGCAAGAAGCAGGCCACCAUCACCCCAGGGCCUUGGAAGGUCCCUAGCUCAGCCAAGAUCCACUCUCAUGUGGAGGGAAACUGAUGCAUCGUAGACAGACUAACCUGUCCAUAACAGAUACAUACACGGCUUCUACAGUUCUGCUUAUCUGCAGCAUGAUGACAUUUAGAAUGGACCAAUGAGGAUUGAGAGGAUUUAGGCUAUUUUGCAUCACUGUGUUACUCCUUAUCAUCACAUUGCCUCCUAUUGCAUAUCAGUGCUUCUUUUCACAGUUUGCUACAGGCUGUUUUUAUGUCCAGAGUUCAGUCAGUUUGUGGCUCUGCAGAGUCGGUGCCUGUCUGAUGAUCUGGAGGAUGUGAAGUCCAAAUCUGUUUUGUGCCAAUCAGAGACUCCGACAUGCUGGGAGGAAGUUGGUCCAUGUCAUGUGAUGUAUCGUCCUUUCUGUGAUGUGAAACUCUUUUGUAGUUGAAUGAAAGGAGAUGCUUCCUCUUCUCUGAUGCUGGCUUUGAUGAAGGAUGUUGUUGUUUAUCACUAUGAAGGUUUAAAAGACAGACUCUUAUCCAGGCAAUCACUCAGCGUUUUGUGUUCCUUGUGGCUGGUGGGAUUGAUCCACUGCUAUGUACCAGAUGGAUGUAUAAAGAGGUGAUGGUGAUUUCUCCUCAAGUCACUGGGAGAUGAGGGGGUUUGGGUUUUCAAUCAUUUUCUGUCCAUAUCUAGAAAUCCAGUCCAGACAUGUUAACUGGGUGUGUAGGCUACACGCUCUGUGUAGACUCUGAAUCACUGUUGUCAUCAGCUUUGCAGUGGAUUUUAGAUCAUUACGGAAAAGCUUUAUAUGCAUAUCUAUCUGAAGACCAGACACUUGUGGUUAGGUAUAUUGUUUACUACUACACGUGUGUUUAUUAUGAAGCAUAUUGUAAUUUAUUGAGAUUAAAUGACAAAGAAUAAGUAUUAAUGUAUCCAUACUGAGCCAUUCCAUAUUUUGAUGUAUUGACCACAGGAGGUUGGUGGCACCUUAACUGGGGAGAAUGGGCUCGUGGUAAUGACUGGAGCGGAAUCAGUGGAAUGG
Messenger RNA from Coregonus clupeaformis (lake whitefish), 6310 nucleotides. Its product is annotated as membrane-associated guanylate kinase, WW and PDZ domain-containing protein 3-like. The transcript is spliced from 23 exons. Gene Ontology annotation, molecular function: protein binding. Gene Ontology annotation, biological process: signal transduction. Gene Ontology annotation, cellular component: cytoplasm. The record is from RefSeq and is a predicted model, not a curated record. The coding region runs from base 955 to 5328 and encodes 1457 amino acids. NCBI's taxonomy places the organism in Eukaryota, Metazoa, Chordata, Actinopteri, Salmoniformes, Salmonidae.